Heteronotia binoei (common prickly gecko) is the source of this 1314-nucleotide messenger RNA. RefSeq names its product programmed cell death 2 like (gene PDCD2L). Gene Ontology annotation, cellular component: cytoplasm. Lineage: Eukaryota; Metazoa; Chordata; Lepidosauria; Squamata; Gekkonidae. The transcript has 7 exons. The coding region runs from base 113 to 1264 and encodes 383 amino acids. The record is from RefSeq and is a predicted model, not a curated record.
CUCACAGACCGCCGGCAUUUGUCCCUCCUCCCUGGCCUUACCUACGUGGGUUGUGACGACAGAAAGGAUCCUCCUUUCGGGGUUCCUUUUGUGCACGUGGGUGUCAUGCCCGAUGUCUGCCUGCCGGCCCGCUUCUUGGCUGCCUCCGGUGCUUCUGGGCUUGUGCGAUGCCGCCGUCCCUCUCCCCACCGCCGGCUCCGGCCCGAGCCGCCUUCGGUUCCAGGGAGCUGCGAGCAAGCUGGGCGGAGCUCCGGAUUGUGUCCCUUCGGUAACUCUGGCUCAUCCUUUUUGUGGGAUUUGCAGGGCUGUCUUGAUGCACGUUGUGCAGCUGUAUUGCCCUCUUGAAGGCUCCCCAUUCCAUCGUGUCCUUAAUGUGUUUGCCUGUGCAAAGAAAAGCUGCUGGGGGAAAUCAGAAAGCUGGAAGGUAUUACGGUCCCAAUAUUUGGAAGUGCAAGGAAAAGAAAUGCAAGUCUGCAAACCAAAGCAGAAGCAAGAAAGCUUGAUUGCAGCCAAGGAUUGGUGUGAUGGAGCGGAUGACUGGGGAGAAGACAACGCUGUAGCAUCAUCUGAGGACAUGGUUAGCCCAAGCCUUGGCCUGCUGGCAGCAUCAGAUCCCUUCCCCAGAGAGGGAGACUGUGCAUCUCGGCUGCAAGGUCUUAGCCUGCAAGAAGCUCCAGGGGUCUCCUGUCUCUUGUGCUCUGCUAGCCCAGGUGGGGAAGGGCAGAAUGUUCCCAUGUGGCAACCCUACUACAUCAGCGCUGUGGAGGAAGAUGAUUACCUUGGAUACGAUGAUACAGAUUAUGCCCAAAAACUCUUAAAGGAGUAUCAACAGAGGGAGGGUGUUGAUUUGGAACUGUUGACGUCAGAAAGCAACAUGGCGGACAGUUUUGGUGAGAAAUAUGAGAAGAGUGAUAUUGAAAAAAGAGACGAGGUGUUCCACAAGUUUAUGAAAAGGAUCGUCUCUUGUCAAGAACAGAUCUUAAGGUAUUCCUGGGGUGGGCAGCCUUUGCUUCUAACUUGCCCCUCCUCAGACCUCACGACAGCUGUCCCACCCUGCCAUAAUUGCCAAAGCAAGAGAAUCUUUGAAUUUCAGCUUAUGCCCGCUCUGGUCAGCAUGUUGAAGAAUGAUGAAGAUCUGUCAGUGGAAUUUGGAACAGUACUGAUAUAUACGUGUGAGAAGAGUUGCUGGCCAGUUAAUCAUCCAGUGCCCCUGGAAGAAUGUAUUUUUGUACAAGAAGAUCCAGAUCAGCAGCUAUUUAAAUAGAUCCUAUUGAAUCCCUUGUGUAAAUAAAUUUGAAUUUUAUUAAUCCAAAA